AUGAAUACCAACAUCAAUAAUGUAAACGUUAAAGAAUGUAAUGCUGAUGUCGGUGGGAAUGAUUGUUCAAUAUUGGAGAUUCAUUUAAAUCAAAGAUUGAUAUUACAAUUGUUUAAAGGUGAUGAUAAUGAAGGUAAUGGUGAUGAUCAUUUAAUCAUUCAAAAUCAGAUCAUGUCUGUGAUACUUAUAGAUGAUGAUAAUGGUCAACCUCGCAAACAAUUACAUUUGGAUACUCUUCAUAAACUGUUAAAGAUCAUAUACCAAAGAGGAAGAAACAAUGAUCUAUCAAAGACAUACCCAUUUCUUCUAAACAACAACGGCAAUAAUAAUAGUAAUCUAUUCUUUGAUCAAAUACUUUCAACAUUUGAAAAGAAUGAUCAUCAACAACAAAAGCAAUACUAUUUAUAUUAUUCAAUAUUAUACAAAAUAUUACAAAUAUCAAGUUGUAUUAAUAAUAAUAGUAAUGAUAAUAAUAAUAGGCAACAACAAAUAUCAAAAAGAAUAAUUACUAUUUUAAUCAACAAUAAUAAUAAUAAUAAUAUUAACUUUUAUAAUCAUAUAUUAUCACAAUGUUUAAAUGAUGAUGAUGAUGAUGAUAGUCACAGUAGUAGUAGUAAAGUACACAACUAUAUAAUAAUAAUGAAGUUAAUUAAAAUAGUGGUACUUGUUAUUCAUUGGUAUAGAGAUGGAGAAAAUGCAAAAUGGAGAGUCGUAGAAUCAAUCAUUCUAUUUAUUAAACAUUUAUCAAUUCAAUUCAACUCUUCAUCUUCUUCUAAUAAUAAUCAACAACAACUAUUUAUAUCAAAAUGGUAUGGAAAAGAAGAAGAAGAUACUCCAAACAAUAUGAUAUCAAAUAUUUUAAUCAAGGGACAGUCAACAGACAUAAUCAUCACAUCGAGAAUUUAUAUUGUAUUGUUAGAGUUGAUACAAUCAUGUUUAUCACUUGAUGACAGUCAAAAAGGAAUAUCAUUGGUAUUGGAAUGUUUGUUGUGUGAUUUACAAAACAUAAAUAUUUAUUUCAACAUUGAAAAUCAAGGUAGAUUGUUUGGUGAUCAAUUGGAUAUUGAAUCUAUAGAUACUAUGAAAACUUUACUGUCCAUUUAUUUAUUAUUAGACAGGAUAUUACAAAAUAUGGAUGAUGAUGAAGACGAUAAUAAUAAUGAAGAUGAUAGAUUAAGGUUACUGAUGGUUACCAAUGCAAUUGAACCUCAUAAAAUAUUUAACUAUUUCAUCGAGAAACAAUGUCUAUAUGAUCAUCACAUGAUACUCGAUUUAUUAAUCUCAACUGAAUCUACUUCAUUUUUGGAUUAUUUUCUAAGAUAUUUAAAUUAUUCAAUUCAAAAUCCAGAAUCAUUUUAUUUAAAAAUGGAUAAUAAUGGAGAUACAUCAUAUGAUGAAGAGGAGGUGGAGGAUGAUGAUGAUUAUGAAGAUGAAUUGGAUGAAAUAGAAGAUAUUGAAAAAUAUAUUGAACAAAAAUUACAAUUAAUAGAUCAAGAAAAAGAAGAAGAAAAAGAAGAAGAAAAGGAAUACCAAGAUAACUAUGAUGAUGAUGAAAUGGAUGAUUACAAUCAUCAAUUAAUUUACAACUGUCUAAGACGAUUAACAUUGUUCAUUGAAUCAUCUUUCAACAACCAUACUUUUCCCUACAACCCAUCAAUCCUACUCAAAAGAUUACAUUCACUUUUAGAUUUGGCCCGUGACACAGAGUCGGAAACUACUACUACUAUAUAA
Messenger RNA from Cavenderia fasciculata, 1731 nucleotides. RefSeq lists its product as uncharacterized. The record is from RefSeq and is a predicted model, not a curated record. NCBI's taxonomy places the organism in Eukaryota, Evosea, Eumycetozoa, Acytosteliales, Cavenderiaceae. Bases 1 to 1731 code for a protein of 576 amino acids. The transcript is spliced from 4 exons.